This is a messenger RNA of Aspergillus candidus, 3229 nucleotides long. RefSeq names its product putative NRPS-like enzyme. NCBI's taxonomy places the organism in Eukaryota, Fungi, Ascomycota, Eurotiomycetes, Eurotiales, Aspergillaceae. The coding region runs from base 1 to 3171 and encodes 1056 amino acids. The record is from RefSeq and is a predicted model, not a curated record. The transcript has 3 exons.
AUGGGUAUACCGGUGUUCGACGACACUCUGGAAGAUGUUUCCAAGCUCUCAGGGCCGGAACAGCUCAUCGCACAGUUUGGGCGCCUUCACAUCCUCGAUGACUUGAUCCGCCUGCGGGCAUCAGAUGCCAUCCAGAAACCUAUCUUGGCGUAUCCGAAGCCCUCACAGGAUGGUUCCCCUGCUUCGUAUGAGUACUUCACGGGACAGGACCUCGACUGCAUGGUCGAUCUGGCCGUCUGCCAAUUGAUGGAGUAUGGUUUUAAACCGCCUCGCCGUGACGGCAGCAUCGUCGCCCUAUUCACCCUCUCAGAUCUCAACAUGGUCGUCACAUUCUUCGCCCUCAGCCGUCUAGGAUACACCGUCAUGAUGUUGUCUCCCCGUCUCUCCCCCGCGGCCUGCGUGUCCCUCCUAGACACCGUCGGCUGCGACACCAUCAUGUAUGGCCAGAAUGCUAGCAUCCGAUCAACCAUGGGAGAGAUCCUCCGACUCAAACUGGUAGCAUGCCGGCCCAUGGUCCAGCGGGCGUCCCUCGGGGAAGUAGCCGAAGACUCCACAUUCAUGGUGCUUCAACGGCAUCGCAACCCAGGGCUUCAAAAGGAGAAAAUCGCUCUCAUCCUCCACUCGUCCGGGUCCACCGGAAACCCCAAACCCCUCUACCUGAGCCACAAAGCCUUGAUGACGCACCCCAUGAGGGGUCCGGGCCUCACGUCCUUCAACUCCCUCCCGUGGUACCACCUCCAUGGUUUAUCCACCGCCCUGCAAGCCAUGUACAUGAAGAAGACUGCGUUCAUGUGGGACGCAGCACUGCCUUUGACUGCCAACACAGUUGUGCCUGCCCUGGAGGCAGCGCGGCCCGAGUCAGUCCAGGGCGUUCCAUACCUCCUUCAACUCCUUGUAGACAGUGACAGAGGUUUGGACGCGCUCCGAGAAUGCAGAUUAGUGACAUACGGCGGUGCUCCGUGUCCAGACGAACUGGGCAAUCGGCUCGUCGAAGAACAAGUGCGAUUUGGGGGGUCAUUUGGCCUGACCGAGGCCGGCCUCGUCGCUGAAUCCAUCUCUCGCCCUGAGGGCGAUCCAUUUUGGAACUACCUGAAGUUCUUCGAAAACAUCCAACCGUUCAUAUGGAUGAAGCCUAUCGGCGACUCGCUAUACGAAUGUGUAUACCUCCAGGGCCACCCGGCUCUGACGUCUUCGAAUUCUAAUGAGCCCCCAGGCUCAUACCACUCACGGGACGUAUUCACACCACACCCUACGAUCCCAAACCGGUGGAAGUACAUGUCACGACUGGACGACCGAGUCGUCCUGCUCAACGGCGAGAAAGUUCUCCCGUUGCCGAUUGAAGGGUGCAUCAAGCAAAGCCCCCUCAUCCAGGAAGCUGUCGUCUUUGGCGUCGGCAAGACCGUCCCCGGACUGCUGGUCUUCCGGUCGGACGACACCCACCAAUUCCCCGACAAGGAGUACAUGAGCUUGAUCUGGCCCACGAUCGAGGACGCCAACUCGCGAGCGGAGCAGUUCUCGCAAAUAUCGCGGGACAUGGUUGUAGUCUUACCUAGUGACUCUGUGUGCCCUCGCACAGACAAAGGCUCAAUGAUCCGCGCCCAGGUGUACGCCAAAUACGACAGCGUCAUCAACGAGAUGUACACGAGAGUGGAGCAUAGCGCGGAAGGGUCGCUGAUACUGAGCCUGGACGCGACUAAAUCCCACCUUCUGCGCCUCUGUCAAGACGAGCUCGGGUUCCCGCUAUCCGGCGCCAAUGGGGAGUUCUUCGCAGAGGGUAUGGACAGUCUGAAAGCCAUCCAUCUGCGUCGUCUGAUCCUGCGGGAUUUCAGGAUCGAAGACAGCAAGAGAAUCGGUCAGAAUAUUGUUUUCGAGACCGGGUCCGUCUCGCGGUUGGCAGAGCAGAUCGUUGCUGUACAGAGCGGGCAAGAGACGAUUGUCGAAGACGAGGUAUCGCUGAUGCCAGGCCUCAUUGAAAGAUACUCCACCUUCUGUAAACAUACGCCCGACCCGAGACGCGUCUCCAACUCCAGGAGCGUGGUCCUGACCGGUGCGACCGGCUCCAUGGGCGCUCACAUCCUCCACAAGCUCCUCAACGACGACUCCGUAUCGACAGUCUACUGCCUAACACGACGGAGCCGACCAACGGAAGCAGUCCUAGACGCUCUCGCACAAAAGGGUCUAUCCGUCCUGCCACACCGACGAGAGAAGAUCAUCGCAUUGAACAGCGCCUUGGACCAACCUGACCUCGGCCUGGACGAGGGCAUGCUCAACCAGAUGAAGCAGUCCGUCUCACUGAUCAUCCACACGGCAUGGCCAGUCAACUUCAACCUCCCCCUCCUCAGCUUCGAACCCCACAUCAAGGGAGUCCACAACCUCAUCAACCUGUCCCUAUCAGUGACGUUGUCCUCCCCAGCCGUGAUGCUCUUCUGCUCGUCCAUCUCCACCGCCCUCGGCGCGUCCUCACGCGCCGUAGACGAAACACCCAUCGACGAUCUCACCAGCGCGCUCGAAAUGGGCUACGGCCGGUCGAAGCUGAUCGGCGAGCACAUUGUCAGCAACGCGCGACAAGCCGGUGCGCGGGCGUUCUCGCUCCGCAUCGGACAGAUAUCCGGCCACUCCAAACGGGGCCUCUGGAAUGACUCCGAAGCGAUGCCGCUGAUGAUCCGGUCGGCGCUGACGCUGAACGCGCUGCCGGAGCUGGACACGACGUGCUCGUGGCUCCCCGUCGACAAGCUGGCUUGCUCAAUGCUAGAGAUUGCCAAAGCGUGCGCUGCGAACUCGCUUGAGCCGCGUGGGCGCGACCCCGCGACGGGGAAGCUCGUCGACGACACAGUCUACAAUCUGACAAAUUCUCGCACGUUUUCGUGGGCCGAGAUGCUCGGGGCGCUACGACGGAGCGGGUUCCGCUUUGAGACGGUGUCGUUCGACCGGUGGCUUGACCUGAUGAAGGCGAGCGAAGCCAGGGGAGAAGAAGCCGUCAACCCAGCUGUCAAGCUGGUCGCGCAUUACCAGUCGAUGUAUGGUGAAGACUCACCUGCUGCCCCUUCCUUUCUCACGGAGAAGGCCGAGCGGGACAGUGUAACGUUGAGGAACGGUCGGUUGAGGAUCGUACAGGAUGGAAUAUUGGGUCGAUAUGCACAGGAUUGGCUACGGAGGUGGACGACGAUCUGAUCACGAUUCGAUCAUGACUUUGUAUAUAUUAGCGUUUUUCGGUUUGCGCACAACUGUC